AGGAUAAGAUGCCUCCGAGAUCCGGACGCACGUUUCCCCCAUAUAAAACGCUGCGAUGCGCCGGCGCAUCAGUUAGUGACAGACGAGAAGUCAAACACAUCAGAACACAAUGAAACAACUACUUUUACUAUCGGUGCUAGCGGUGGCACACGCACAGUUCCCAAACGGUCGCAUCCUGGAACCUCCAGUCCCUACGCAGUGUGUACAGAGGGUUAUACACGAGAGAUUUGCUGACAAUAAGGGCUACUUCUUCUCAUGGCGGGACCCAGCGUUGCGCGGUGUAGAGGAAGAUUGGCUCAGCGCAAGGAACUACUGUCGUCAGCGCUGCAUGGACCUCGUCUCCUUGGAGACCAGCGACGAGAAUGAGUGGGUGAAAGCGCGUAUUGUGCAAGAUAAGGUAAAAUACAUCUGGACAUCGGGUCGUCUCUGCGACUUCAAGGGCUGCAACAGACCUGAUCUGCUACCGAACGAAAUCAACGGCUGGUUCUGGACUGCCGAACUGCAGAAGCUGGCUCCCACCACCAAUAGACAGCAAAACGACUGGUCAGAAGGCGGCGGUAUUGGCAAACCACAGCCUGACAAUAGGGAGCUGAUCCAAGGAGGUGCAGCGGAACAUUGUGUAGCGAUUCUAAACAAUUUCUACAACGACGGGGUACAUUGGCAUGACGUUGCCUGCCACCAUCGCAAGCCUUUCGUCUGUGAAGAAAACGACGCGCUUCUAAAAUACGUCCGAUACACCAACCCUAAUCUGCGAGUUUAAAUUAUAAUGAUAAUAAUUAAUUUAUUUAAAUAAUUAAGACAUCAUGUCUAGUGUAAAUUAUUCAAUCAUGUAUUUUUUAAUAGAGCAGCUAAAAAGUUUUAAUACAAGUUUUUAUAACAAAAUACCUGUAAAAUGAAUCAAAACUAAUGAUUUUAUUGUUAUUCUAUCCAAUUUUUUAUUUUGAGCCUUCAUCAAUCAUUGGAUUUGCCAAAUAGAAGCAAUGUUUGGGUUUCGUCUUAGUGGUUUUGCAAAAAAAUAAGGAUUAAGUAUUGCUAUCAAAAAAGACUAAGUGGCUCAGACGAAAUAUCAGUUUUAUCAGUCUUAGAUAUAAGUUUUACCUCAAAAUAUCAUAUUUAUUGAAUUAAUUUAUAUAAAUGGUAGUCGACCAAGAAUAUCAAUAAUGGAGAAUAUUUAAAUAAGAUGUACCCUACAUUAUUUAUGUCAAUAAAGACUGCUAAUAAA
Molecule: messenger RNA, 1222 nt
Organism: Maniola jurtina (meadow brown)
Lineage: Eukaryota; Metazoa; Arthropoda; Insecta; Lepidoptera; Nymphalidae
Gene: CTL16
Exons: 5
Coding region: 110-760 (216 amino acids)
Source: RefSeq, a predicted model, not a curated record